Molecule: messenger RNA, 222 nt
Organism: Dovyalis caffra
Lineage: Eukaryota; Viridiplantae; Streptophyta; Magnoliopsida; Malpighiales; Salicaceae
Source: the annotation of a GenBank genome assembly
AUGGAGGAGUACCCAAUCAUGCAGCCCAUAAAAUUUAAUGGCAAAGCUUGUGUUAGUACAGUAUACAGUCACAGUGGCGUUGAAGAAAUGGACAUUGGUGUUGUCUUUAUGCGACAUUGGACAACCUUGAGCCCUCGAGCCUUCUUCAACGAGUCGGUCGACCUGGAGCCUUGGACAUCGUUAGACAUCCAAUGGACACUUGGACAGCCACGAUAUGUGUAA